Molecule: messenger RNA, 2431 nt
Organism: Microbotryum saponariae
Lineage: Eukaryota; Fungi; Basidiomycota; Microbotryomycetes; Microbotryales; Microbotryaceae
Source: the annotation of a GenBank genome assembly
AUGAUGCACGAGAAAUCCGACAACGGCUCAAUGGGCGAAAAAGAUGUCACGGUAAAUGCCUACAUCGCCGCCCCCGCCGACGCGCACCCUGUCUCACUCGUCGAAUACCUCCACUGGGCCAAGAUCCAACGCGAGAUCGAAGCUCGGGAUACGACGUGAGUAUCCUUCUGUAUCUUGAAAGUCUUCUUUCACCGGGCUGGUAGGCGUACCAAACCCGUCAUGCCUACUGCACGCAACCGGCGUGUUAUCGCGAAUCGUGCGCAGAGUCAGGGCAGCCCGGGUAACGGCGCGCUGUGCCGGAGUCGCAUGUCGGGGAUAUCGCGAGCGCGACUCGGCUCGGGAUUCGUUAGAUUUACAAGUGCCGCUUCGCUAACCACGCCAUGAUCUACUCGCCUACACCCUCAAAUUCAUAUAGCCCGGUCAAAACUGGUGGUCUCGGACCUCUAGGAAAAUUCAUCGCCAAGCAAAUGGAAAAGAGGGGUGACACACCAGGAAUUGAUGACGAGGCGCAUCGCCGAAUGGAAGCCGAAUUGGAACAAAUGCAAGGCCUCUCUGAACAUCAAACCGUGAGGCAGAUACACUGUCUACUAUGCAUUUGAUCUUGGCGUUUCCAUUGGCGCCAUUAGGCUAGAUUGCUAACGCUAGCGACUCUCGGAUCCCCAUCGCGCGUGCGAUCAAAAUAGGAGCUCUCAAACGCACGUCGUUUGCUUCGACAAGCAGGAUGGGCCACCGUUUUCUUUCUCAUUACAGCGGAUAUACUUGGACCCUUCAAUGCACCUUUUGCGAUUAGUACAAUUGGUUUGGCUCCCGGAAUCUGUCUCUGUGAGUAACAAGGGAAAGAGGUCGAGAACGAGGAGAGGUCCAACUGCGCAAUUGUGUUCCACCGGCGGCGUUGCUGAUUCUGAGUGGGCUGGGGACCUCGCAGAUACACUGUUCGGUCUUGCAGCUGGCUUUACUGGUUUCAUGAUCUGGAAGAUGUUCUGCCAGCUCGAUUCUGUGCGAUUCCCGGUGAAGCAUUAUGGCGAUCUUGCUGAGCGCAUCGUGAGUCUUUCCGUUGCCGCGUUCUCGCCCGUCUGUAACAAACUCCUGAGGAUCCUUCACCUUCACUCAGUACGGUCCCUGGGCUCGCCAUGUCUGUAACGUUCUUGUUACCGUCCAACUUCUUUUCAACUGCGCCAUCGUUAUUCUCGGUAACUGAGGCGGCCUGUCCCAAAUCGUUCAAGGAAAGCUCUGCUUCACGAUCACAAUUUUGAUCUGGGCUGUCGUCGGUGCUGCCAUCAGCAUGGUCCGAGAACUGCACAUGUUCUCGGUGUUUGCAAACUUUUCCGUGUGGCUCAACGUCUUGAUCAUGAUCUUGUCGAUGGCUUUUGUCGCCCACUCGCCUCCCAACAUCGCUGGUGCGAUCGCGGCGUACGGCGAUUCGAUCGGCACGGGUCCCGUUGUGAUCAAGGCAGUCGUCGGCGGUAGCGUGUUCAACCAAGUGAACGGCGCGUUCAACAUGGUCUUCGCCUACGGCGGCAGCAUGAUCUUUCCCGAGAUUAUCGCCGAGAUGCGACGACCCUACGACGCCAUUAAGGGUAUUGCGUGCGCCCAGAUCUUCAUCUUCACCGUCUACCUCUUCUACGGAACCUUCAUCUACUGCUCCCAGGGCCAAUAUACCUUGCCGCUUGCCUACCAAGGUGUUUCCAAGUACGCUUGGCAAUGCGUCGGCAAUGGAAUCGCUCUCGCCACCGUAACCGUUGCCGCUGGACUCUACGCAAAUGUCGGUCUCAAGGUCGUCUAUUCCAACAUCGUUGAGGGUCUCUUCAAGGGUCCUUCGGUCAUGUCGAGGAAGGGUCAAAUGAUUUGGAUCCCCAUGCUCAUCGUUUGGUGGACCCUGGCUUGGGUAAUCGGAACGGGAUUGCCGGGUCUCGGUGCCCUGACUGGUCUCGUCGGUGCCGUCGCGAUCUUCCAAUUUACGUACACGUUCCCUCCGUUCCUAAUCCUCGGUCUCACGAUGGGUAUCGACGCCUCUCUAGCCGAUGAGCCCUUCACGACUCCUGGCGUCGCCCCCAAGCGCAUUGACAGCUGGAGCAACUUCGUGAGUUUUCCAAACCGUCGCAAGCAAAGCUUUGCUUAGUUAUGAAGAGUGCUGGACCGACAUUGCUUGGCAUCUCUCUCUCUACAGUCUCGCUGGAAGCGUGGUUUGUUAGCCGGUGGCAACAAGCGUCUUCUCUUCAAGUGAGUCUCACUAUCAGUGACACCUUUUCCGUCGAGCCCAGGUUCAGACACUGAUCGACGCCGCAUCGCGCCAAACAGACUUUUCAACAUCGUCUUCUUCAUUGGCGCCCUCGGUACCGGAGGUCUCGGCAUGUGGGGUACGGGAACGGCUCUAGCUCAAACGCGCAAGGCCGGUGCAGCUUCCUCGUUCGGAUGUGCUGCUCCCGUGUAG